Xenia sp. Carnegie-2017 is the source of this 1617-nucleotide messenger RNA. Its product is annotated as zinc finger protein ubi-d4 B-like. The record is from RefSeq and is a predicted model, not a curated record. Bases 32 to 1198 code for a protein of 388 amino acids. NCBI's taxonomy places the organism in Eukaryota, Metazoa, Cnidaria, Anthozoa, Malacalcyonacea, Xeniidae. The transcript is spliced from 8 exons.
UUCUUUCUUGUCUUCUUUCACACGGACAAACAUGGCGGCCAAAUUGGGAAUAAGUAGUGUUCGUUACAAGGACGCUUUGGAACAAACCACGGCCUACAACUCACGUCUUAGUUUCGAAAGAAAACAAAGAAGUCCAUUUCUCGACUCUCAAACUGGUGUAGCUCAAGUAAGUUGCUAUUUAUGGCGUAGUAGACUAUCUAGGAAAGCUGCUGCAUAUCCAUAUCAGCUCUUCACUUACCCUGGUCGACGAUGGAAGCGUAAACCUUGUACUGAGCCGAAUGAAGAUGUAGGCGAAUCAGUUGCUGUCGAAGACUGUCGUUCCCAAGCAACGUUUGAUGGUGGUGUCCCUGUUGGUCAACUUAGGACUGGGAAUAACCAGGAUAUUGGACAUGGUAAUGUUGAGGAGAACGGGGAAGCAUAUGAAAUGGAAGCCGUUGAUGAGAGCGAGGAGGAGAGUGAAGAAGAGUCAGAUGAUGAUGAAGAGUCAAGCUUUAAGAGGACAGGAAAAAGUGGACGAUUAAUGAAGAAAAGUUUGAUCAAAGACGACAAAGAAUUCAAGAUAAAAAACUACACAAAAGAAGAUUUAGCAAAAAUGUCAUAUGAAGAAAGGCAAAAACCAUAUGUUUGUGAGAUUUGUGGUAAACGUUACAAGAAUGGUCCGGGUCUAAAAUAUCAUUACACACAUUACAACCACGAUCAAGAUGGAUCUUCUAGUGAAACAAUGGAGGUAAACCCUCUUGUAACUGGAUUACCAGGAUCACCAAGUGUUGAGGUUAGCUCUCAACCAUCAGUAAUUACUACGACAUUAGCAGUUACAAAAGAGACAAAAAGUGGUAUAGCAAAUCCUAAUGAUUACUGUGAUUUUUGCCUUGGUGAUGCCACAAAAAACAGAAAGACAUUAUUGUCUGAGGAAUUAUUGUCUUGUGCAGACUGUGGUAGAUGUGGUCACCCAACCUGCUUACAAUUUACUGCAAAGCUCACAGCUAAAGUAAAACAAUAUCGUUGGCAAUGCAUUGAAUGUAAAUCAUGCACCUUUUGUGGCACCUCAGAUAAUGAUGAUCAGUUAUUGUUCUGUGAUGAUUGUGACAGAGGCUACCACAUGUAUUGUUUAAAUCCUCCAAUGUCAACUCCACCGGAAGGUAGCUGGAUAUGUAAAUUAUGUGAGGAAGAUGAGAAUAUGGUCGGAAAACAAAUGUGAUUGAAUUGAUAUUUGUACAUGAGAGGAUGUUACCCCUUGAUGUACUUGUACAUAUAUGUACAUAUGAGGAUGUUACCACUUGUACAUUUACAUACAUGGAUGUGGGAGGAUGUUACCCUUGCUGAGCUUUUCUUUAAGUUUGAAAUAUGGGUGCUUAUUUUUAUGAUGAUGAGCAGCUUUGAUGAAGAGGUAAAUUGUCUUCCACAAAUGACAAACACACAACACUAGAGUAUAUUUUUCAUUUUAAAUUAUACUAUAAGUUACUGGCUAUUUUCUAACAGUAAUAUCAUGGUUAAACUAGUUGUCAUGUUUAAUUUUGUUCAUGAAAAAAUUUAGAAAUUUCCUAUUAAAAUAUGGCAUAUGUGCACUUGGCUAAAGUAAAAAAAGAUAACAAAUAAAAAUAAUUUUUUUAUUGGAAA